Diaporthe amygdali is the source of this 2592-nucleotide messenger RNA. Its product is annotated as ycfA-like protein domain-containing protein. The record is from RefSeq and is a predicted model, not a curated record. NCBI's taxonomy places the organism in Eukaryota, Fungi, Ascomycota, Sordariomycetes, Diaporthales, Diaporthaceae. Bases 1 to 2592 code for a protein of 863 amino acids. The transcript has a single exon.
AUGGCCGAUACGAGACCUUUCCGGCCAGACGCCAAAUAUAGUGAGGACUACACCUUAGUUUGGUUUACAGACAAGGAGCUUGACGAGUCCAUUCGCAAGCCUCGGCUCUGUGGUGACCGCAAGACCUGCCAAGCUUGUGAGGCUACAUACCAUACCGAGAGCCUCCAACGAACCGCACCCUUCUCCUAUCGCCGUCGUCUGACAGACGAAGACGCUGGGAAAGUCACAAGUAAGCUCGUGUAUGAGAUACAGAGCGACAGACGGCACAUCUCGGGAAGACUAGAACGACACGCAGAUAUCGUCAUGUCUCGUUGGGCCAAGAAUGGGAGACACGGAAGCCAGCAGAAGCGCGAGAAACUACUUAGCGAGGUUGCAGAGGACCUUGCAAAGACACCCGAGGACAUAAUUGCCUACAACUACAGCAAAGAGAAAUCCUUCUACAUGAGACGAUCUUUGUCGAGGAGACGCAGGCUUCUGCAGCCUUGGUUGAAUGUUGAGGUGCUUAAGAUGAGCCCUGAUACUCUCCUGGCUCUUCUCUACUGCCGGACUGCUUAUGGGCCAAGCGAGUGGGCGGCCUUUGACGGCCAGCAAUUGAGAAAGUAUUGGGUUGAUGGUCAUUUCGACUGUGAUCACUCCAGCAAGACAAUAGUCAUGUACGGCGAGGGACAAUAUGGAAGUCUGGUUGAUUGGGACGCUGAGGAGAUUCACAGGGCUGACACGGUGGGCUUCCCGUUUGGUUAUCUCGUCUUGGAGGCACAGGCGUACCUUAUGGGACUUUUGCGGAAGAUCAUCGACAGGAUUCUGCAAGACAUUGAUGCCUCCGACCCCGUUCGAACGGACAAGUGGCGGCAAGCUACGAAGACAGGGGCCUUCAGGCGAACGAAUGACAUCGAGCCGUGGUCACCAUACACACGAGGAGCUUUUUGUGCGCCGCCUAGAUUCGAUCUGGCAUACUUGACGUCUUUGGCUCAGUCGAGGCGUGAGAAGGCUGAAGACCACCUGCGAGACUUGCAAUGCAACCCGGCGUACCUGCGAAGACACAUUCGCCUGGUAGCAGACUCAACCCUUUGGAACAAGUCCUCAGACACGGCAAAGGGCACCUGGUUUGCGAUGCAGAUGUCUAACGCGACGGAGUCCUACUACCUCUGGCGGUUCGUGGAGGAUGAGUGUCGCCAUGUCGACGAAAUUUGUCGACGCCAUGGAGAGGAUGCUGGCACUCCUGGAAGACCUUUGCCCCAGGAAGUUGACACAGCUCUAGGCCAAUUCGACAAUUGGAUGGCAAACCAGAUUAUCCAUCGGACGCGAACGCUGUGGGAAAAUCUCGCAAUAUCUCCAGCAUUCUCGAAACAUUGGAGGUCAAAGCCCGUUGGGGACUAUGCUAUCUCCUCUGCACGUUUCACCGAAAAUGACUCUUUGAGCGCUCUCAGGGACGACCCGCUGGACUGGUGCCUGGCCCAGAUAGUCGCAAAUUCAGGCGAGAACAAACUGUACGAUCACUCGAGACUUUUUUGUUUUCUGGAAGAAUACGUGUCCACCAGCAAAAUUAGCGAGACACGCAGACUAGACGAACUAUUACUCAGCGCUGUUGACGAUCUCGCCGCCGUGCAUGAGAUGAUGAAUCUCACCCGUCUUCGGCGGCCUCAGUCUCCGGCAACGCCUGCAGAAGACAUGCGUCAGACCUUAGGCAGACGGGCGACGAGUGAGCCACAGAAGCUUCCUAAGAAGGACAUAAUGUUUAAGUCCAUCUGCAGAAACACAGGCCCGCAGCUCGUUAAAAUCUUUGGACAGUACAGACCCCCUCAGGGGCUGAAGGGUCAAGCAUGGGUUGAUCAACAGAAGGAGCUUCGCUCAUCGAUGAGAACUUUCUGGGAUUCCAUCAGAAAGCUCAAACAGGAUGACUACAGUAAGACGAACCUGUCGGCCAUAGAAAAGGCAGACUUGCUCAAGGUCAUCUCUGCCGAUUUGUGCCCGGUACAUCAAAAGGCCGCAGAGGGCGAGGAGGUUGCGGUCUAUGCGAGCAUGAAGAGGCGUCGAGAAGUGCUGACUGAAGCGAUAACGACGUUUACUAACGACGAGAAUAAGGCAGAGACAUACACCCGCGAGGAUGGUCGCGUCAGGAACAAGAACAAAAAGAAGACACGAGCGGAUAACCCCGAAGAGGUCCAGCCCGAGGAGCCGCCAAGCGACCUGAGCAAGCUCUCGUUGGAGGACAGAACCACCCGUGGUGCCAUCGUCGUGCCCAAGAAAACCUUUGACGAAUUCGUCUGCGAGCUGUUCCCAACCGAGAAGAAUGAAGGCAGGCGAGGGGUGGACUGGCAGACAUUUGUUCGCGGGAUGACAGCUGUUGGCUGCUCAGUGGGCAACAGCGGCGGCGGUGGCUCAGAGGUCCUCUUCUCCCACGAGUCGUUCGGCAAGAUCACGUUCCACAAGCCGCACCCCGAGCCUAAGGUUGACACCAUCAAACUGCGUUCUUGGGGACAUAGACUUGAGAAGAGAUUCGGGUGGAGUCGGGAGCGGUUCGUUGUUGCUGGUGCGCAGCAGGGCCAGGACAGAGAGGAGUCCAAGGACAAGGGAGAGGUCGAGGCUUCGUGA